AGUCCGUGGAAAUCACAGAGAAGUCAUUCAGCAUCGGCAAGAAGUUUGUAUCGCUGAACGCUCCAUUAGCGCGCGGUGAACGAUGAACGCGGUAUAAUUUAAUCGGGCGCGUCCUAUUUUACAUGUCCCAUACGAUCUGACAGCGGGCCACGAGUUAUCGCCGUCUGUUCUCUCCGUACGUCACUGCGUGCGUAGUCACGUGACGGCGGCCAGUCGAGUCACUCUCUUUGGCCCUCAAGAAUCGUGAAACGAUUCAGUCGAUCGUGACCCGCGCGAUGUGCUCGGUAACGCGUGUUCUGACACAGUAUGGGCCAACAGCAGCAGCAGCAGCAGCAGCACUGGCGAGCCAGAAUUGCACCUUUCACCGAUAAUCCAAAGAUAUUCCGACCUUGAUACGAGACGGCACAGUCCGAUCCACCGUUGAAUGUUUUAUCGCGGAUCGGCUAUCGGUGACUUAUUAAGCGAGCCGUGUGCUCUCGAAGUGUGCCGUUUUAACGAGGACAGUGGUAUCUCCGCCGCGUGUCUUACUCCUGACACGUUUCUUACUUCCACUCGGCUCGUACGACCUACCAGCGUGACAUAUAAAUUAUAUUCCUUUCUAUUUAUUUCGAAGAACGAUCGAUCGCGCGCGAUUCUUUUUCUUUUUUUUUUUUUUCUUUUUUUCUCAGUCGUGGAAACGGGGAUAAAUUAGUGAAAGCACGUGAAAGCACGUACAAUCGAGUACGUACGUACGGUACGAUUGAUAGUUCCAUAGUUGAAUUGUGUAUUACAGGUUUUAAACACUAUUUUCUCUCUCUCUCUCUCUCUCUCUGUGAGUGAGUGUGUGUGUGUGUCGCCGGGUAAUUGAAAAGUGAAAGGGGGCGAUCGGUGAAGUGAUUCCGGUCUUUGGCGAUUUUAUUCGUAGCGCCAAGUUUUACAGUGUGUUAGAAGUGCGACAUACUUCCGUUGGAUUCGUUGUGCGUACGCAUUCGUGUUCGAAGAUCGGAGAUGUUGAAAGAUGUGCGGCUCAAUAUGGGUGCGUUGAACGAAAGGAAGACAAAGGACGAAGGUGUGUGCUUUCGAAGGUGUGGACUCGAUUGAAAUGGAAACUGAAGACAGCGGGUGAAAUAUUGUAAUUGACGCGAGCGUGAAGUUGAUCCGAUCCGACGAAAAUGUUGAAGCACAUGAACCGAACUGGACGGCCUCGGGUCGUCACGAGGAAGAGGAAAGGUCGUUCGUUGUCCAGAAGCUGGCCUGGCACACCGAGGCCCUUAUCGAUUGUCUCGAACGAGAUCGACUAUCCGGAAGUGCAUGGAGGAAGGAUGCAUCGACCACCGCACCCUCAUCCCAUAACCGACCAUCGACAGGUCAACUUGGUCUUCGAUGACACGUUUUCCCAGGGCCUGACAGGCAGGCCAGAGCUGUACCAAAAAUCCAACAGAAGCAGCCAUUCGAGUGACACAAGUUCAGCAUACAGUGGUUCAGACACCAUGACAUCCGUACAAGGUUCGUUAGAUGCAGACGCGGACGACGUUGAUCUCUCUGGUCUUGUUGAAUCUAUAGUGGAUAGCGAUGAAGAGGAAGAUCUUGCAGAGAGCAUGGACAGCUUGACUGUCCGUGAUCCAGUCAGAGAAUGUUUGGAGAAAGAUCCUCUGGAAAGAACAGAAGAAGAUAUAGAAACGCUCUUAGAAUUCACUCAACAGUUAAAGGCCUUCACAAACAUGACCUUGGCAGUAAGAAGAGCGCUGUGCGCUGUAAUGGUGUUCGCUGUGGUUGAACGUGCUGGUAUGAUAGUCUUAAAUGAUGGAGAAGAGCUAGACAGUUGGAGUGUGCUUAUAAACGGUGCUGUGGAAAUUGAGCAUAGCAAUGGAGAAAUUGAACAGCUGCACCUUGGUGACAGUUUUGGAAUCUUGCCCACUAUGGAAAGACUUUUGCAUAGAGGUGUCAUGAGGACAAAAUGUGAUGACUGCCAAUUUGUAUGUGUUACUCAGGCAGAUUAUUUUAGAAUUCAACAUCAAGGAGAAGAAAAUACAAGGCGGCACGAAGAAAACGGGAGAGUGAUUUUAGUAACUGAAUUAAGAGGUUCUUCAGAUGGAGGAACACGGAGGGGUCAUGUAGUUAUUCGUGGGACUCCUGAACGUUUAAUGUUACAACUUAUUGAAGAAAACACUUUUACCGAUCCCACUUAUAUAGAAGAUUUCUUAUUAACGCAUCGAACAUUUAUCGACAGUCCUUUAUUAGUUGCGACUCAAUUGUUGGAAUGGUUUGAUCAAUCACAAGUCAGGGAUAGAGUUGCCCGUGUAGUACUUCUUUGGGUAAAUAAUCAUUUUACCGAUUUUGAAACUGAUCCUGCUAUGAUGGAAUUUUUGGAAGCAUUUGAAGCUGGUUUAGAAAGAGAGAAAAUGCAAGGACAACAAAGAUUAUUAAACAUUGCGUGUGCAGCGAAAGCGAGAACGCGGAAUGUAACGUUAGCAAGGCCAACAAGAGACGAGGUCUUGCAUUUUAGUAUUUUAGGAGGAUAUGAAAGAGGUUUCGGCAUUUUUAUUUCUAAAGUGGAUAAAAAGUCAAAGGCUGAAGAUGUCGGUUUGAAACGUGGUGAUCAGAUUUUAGAAGUAAAUGGACAGAGUUUCGAGCAUGUGAGUCACGCCAGGGCUCUCGAAAUUUUAAGGGGAUCUACUCAUCUUAGUAUAACUGUUAGAUCAAACUUACUUGCGUUUAAAGAAAUGCUUCAGAUACCAGAUGACUCGCCGAGGCCGCGGGGAAGGGCAAACAAACCCGAGAUUUCAAGAAUACAAACAGAUCCACGGGCAAGAUUGUCCACGCACGUGGACCCGAUAACAACUCCAGGAAAUCCAUUGAAUCCUUUAGUGGGCGGUGUUCCGCUAUUAAUACCCGAUUCAAAUGUUUCUCCUUGUAAAGAUGCUAAAAAAGAGCAUAAAGGAUUCAUGACGCUUGGACCUAAAAAGAGAUUGCAAAAAGCUCUCAUGAAAAUGAAUAUACUGCCAAAGAAUACUAUUAAUGAUGGUGUACACGUAGACGAUCCUCUUGCACCUCCGCAUACACCACCUGGAACAGGAGGACUUUCACAGACUACCAAUCUUUAUCACUCAAAAAGUAAUCCCGACCUUACGUCGUUAUAUUGUUAUGACGACUUGAGGGCGCCUGACUAUCCGGAACAUGUUUUGAAAGUUUAUAAAGCCGAUCAAACUUGUAAAUAUCUUCUUAUUCAUAAGGAAACAACGGCGCAUGAGGUGGUAAUGCUCGCCCUUCAAGAAUUUGGUAUAACCGCUGCCGAAGGCAGUUCGAAUUUUUCUUUAGCUGAAGUCAGCGUUGGAGAAGGGGGAAUGAUCAAACAACGCAGGUUACCUGAUCAAUUGCAAAACCUUGCAGAACGAAUUGGCUUAAGUUCUCGGUAUUAUUUAAAAACUAAUGGUAUCUCGGAGACAUUCGUAGCAGAUGAACAAGCGCCAGAACUUAUACGUGAAUCUCAGGUUCAUUUCUUACAAUUAAAUGCCGUUGAAGUCGCGAUUCAACUGACCCUACAAGAUUUUAGUAUAUUCAGGCAAAUUGAAUCUACGGAGUACGUGGAUGAUUUAUUUGAAUUAAACGGUAGAUACGGAGUGCCUAUGCUCAGGCAGUUUGCAGAACUAGUCAACAGAGAAAUGUUUUGGGUUGUGACAGAAGUUUGUUCUGAACAUAAUCUUGUUCGACGUAGUAAAAUAAUAAAACAAUUUAUAAAAAUAGCCCGACAAUGUAAAGAAUGUAGAAAUUUCAAUUCCAUGUUUGCGAUUGUGUCCGGCUUGGGACAUGGAGCUGUUUCGAGAUUAAGAGCUUCCUGGGAAAAACUACCGAGUAAAUAUCAAAGGCUCUUCAGCGAUCUACAAGAAUUAAUGGAUCCUAGCCGUAACAUGAGCAAAUAUCGACAAUUGGUAGCGGCUGAACAAACGCAACCUCCCAUAAUUCCGUUUUAUCCAGUAGUAAAAAAGGAUUUGACGUUCAUACACCUUGGCAACGAUUCCAGAGUGGAAGGUUUGGUGAACUUCGAAAAGCUGAGAAUGAUUGCGAAAGAAGUGAGAACGUUGACGAAUAUGUGUUCUUCGCCCUACGAUUUGUCGAUAAUGUUAGAGAAAGGUGGCCAACCACCUAGUUCUGCCAUGGUUGCGUUAAAUCAAAUGACUACUGGAAAUCAAGUGUUGCAAUGUCCAGGAGGACAAACGGCAACAGUAAAGAGACGGAAAAAAUCUACGGCUGCGCCAAAUCCGAAAAAGAUGUUCGAAGAGGCUCAGAUGGUUCGAAGAGUGAAAGCGUACCUUGCUAAUAUGAAAGUAAUAACUGACGAGGAACGAUUACACGCUCUGUCUGUGGAAUGUGAACCUCAUGCAGGAACUGCUGCGGUAGCCGCAGCAGUACCUCUUAGCGGGAGCAGAGGAAGAAGGCAUCCUUCGCCAACUUUGUCGACUACAAGCAGUGCCAGCAGCACCAGUGAAGGUAGAAAGAGUAUACAAGGUACAAAGUUCGGAGCCGCGUCACCGCAAGCAGUAAGGAAAAUGUUAGCGCUUUCCGACCCUCACAAAACUCGUCCGUAUCAACCAAAACAUUGUCCACCAGCGCUUCCAGUGCCUGGAUUGGCGUUGCAUUCCAGUGGACUGGAGCCUAGCCCCGGUGCACCUAGGAGAGUAGGAUCUGGUAGCAGAGUUCCUAUGCAUGAGAGAUCCCAUAGCGAUACUCCUUCCAGUUUACCACCACCUGUCGAUCUCAGCGCUGAAAGUAGUAGCGUAACCAGCCUGAGCAAUCUUCAGCCGUUAAGAAAAACGUUGACCAGUGGUUCGGUGACGAGCAGUGACAGUGGUCACAGUACACAGCUGGACAGCCACAGUGGAAGCAGCGUAGAAGCUGGUGGUAGUCCACCGCCACCUCAAAGACGGCACUCCGCCAUGCAAGGGUCUGUUUUGAGAGGUGGUGCACCUCCGUUCCCUCACGCGGUAGCAGUGUUACCUCCGCUUCCUGCCAACCACAACCAGAAUCACAACCACAAUAAUUAUCAUCACCACCAUCACCACCACCACCAUCACCAUCACCACCAACAUUAUUACGAUCAUCACCAUCACCAACCCCAAAAUCCUCAAGGUACUACGGGAUUAGGAGUAGGCAUGGGUCUCGGAGUACCGGCGGCGCUUCCACCACCAGGGACUGGAACAACCAUUAUGACGACGAUCACGACCAUGACUACCAUGACGUCGAUGGCGACGAUGCGUCCAGGAAUCGGUAGUACACAGUGCCGUCAACCGCCUGCUUACAAAGUUGCGGCUCAGAUGGCACGGUUGCACAGGCUUGGCCGUGCUCACAGCCACGAGGGCGUUACCUACAGGAACGACCAUGAAGAUGACGACGAAGACGCUCAAGUGUCGGCGGUUUAAAGUGGUCCACGACGCGUGUAAGGAGUUCCUUGGAAGGAUCGUCACUCCCCGCGAGGAAGAGGUAACAACCAUAUGCCACGUGCUGAGAUGGUUCCCGAGGCCGAUUUCUCGAGCUUUGUAUCCGCUUUCGAAGACUCUCGGAAUAAUCGAGGCAGCAAAAAUUUCGAAAGAACUCGCUCGAGGAACAAAGGAGGGGACGCAUAGACAAAAAGUUGAAAUUAAUCGACGCACAUGCCCUUCACGGUGCUUUUGAAAGGUUCUCGAUCGUCGCAUUGGAACUCGAGGAACUCCUUCCUUCGGAGAAGAACGCGCUCUUGAAAUAUGUUGAGAAGAAGCGCUCGUCUUCCAGAACUGUUGAGAAAGGAAACGAAGAGGAAGAUAUAAUGAGAGAAGAACACAAAAGUUUAGAAUCUCACGUUCUCAGUUACGCCCCACGGGAUACUACGAGAGAACACACUGAUCGCGAGACAGGAAGAAAAGAAAUGAAACAGAGAGAGAGAGAGAGAGACGAGAAAAGACAAAACGAGAAACGACACUAGUAGAACAUAGACGUUUGUAUCAGACUGAUGUGAAGACGAAUUGUCGUCCGAUACAAAGGUGCCACGUCCAGUUUCACGUUAACGGCCACUCAGAAUGAAAGCGAGAGAGAAAGAAAGAGAGAGAGAGAGAAAGAGAGAGAGUGAGAGACUAGAGAGGCGCGAGAAAUUACGAGGUCAUAAGUAAUAAUUCUCUAUAAAUGUGUAAUAAAUCGAGUCCAAAGAUGUUAUAUAUAUAUAUAUCGCGUAAUCGUCGCAAGGAGUACGAAUAACGGCGUGUCCUGUAUUAUAUUACUUUUUAGGCUAAUCCCCGAACGCCCAGAAUAGCUUAAGUAUACAUUUUUUUUCUUCUUUUUUUUUUUUUUUUGGUGUACAUAGCGUGUAGCGUUUAACGUAGUAGUCUGUAAUUCAGCAAGGAUGACGUAUAUGUGUGCAUGUGUGUGUAUGUUUAUUGUACGUACGCGCGCGUUCGAACGAAAGAACGAGGGAAUUCCAGUGUGCGAAAAAAAAAAAAAACAAAAAACGAAUCAAACCUGGUUACACAUGCAAAUCUGUCCGUUUGUUGUUUCUUCAUCUUCUUUUAAUAUUCUUCUUCGAUGCUCUCAGACAUUUUAAAAAUUUCGAUGAUAUCGUAUCUAAAGCUACGUGUUUUUUCUUUCUGUUUUUAUACUUUCUUUUUUUUUUUUUUUUUUUAACGGAAUAAUCUGACAGGCUUCUCGAGUAAUUGUUCUUUUCUUUUACAUUUUCGUUUGUUGUACAACGUGUGAGUGUGUUACUCGCGUGUCGCAAAAGCAGAGAUUUAUCGUAUCGAUGGCGUUUCUAGGGGCGACACUCCUGAUUUUUACGGUUUCAGUGUGUGCGUGUGUGUGUGUACGGAGUUUUACCGUUGACGCGAUCACAAGUACAAAGUAUUUUUUGAGGGACUAAACGAGAAAAAUUGCGAGUCUUUUGCGUAGAGGGCGUUUGUCGCACGAACAUGUGUAUGUGUAUCGUUCCUGGGCUUUUGAAGUACAUUUAAAAAGAAAAAAAAAAAAGAAAAAAAAACGUUUAUCCGCGAUGUGUACGAGUGUAUGCUUGUAACGCUCGUUUACGUUGUUCCAGCGUUUAAUAUUAACUGCACGUUCAAUAGGAACGAGAGGACGAAAGAAAAUUCAAUCGAGAAUAAAAAUUAGAGUUUUAAAGAAAAAAUCAUACUUGACAAAUUUUGAGUGACAGGGAGAGUGGAAGCAAGAGAGAUCGAGUGUGAGUUUGAACGGAUGAACAAACGAGUGAAUGAAAGAUAGAGAGAGAGGAAACAAAUACAACAAGAAGGUAUUAAGCGUUUCAGGAAGGAAAUUUGAGAGAGGAUAUACAUAAUAAUAAUAAUCGAUAUGCAUCGCGGUAUGCUCAACUUAUUUUUACCGAAAUAAUUAAUGAUCAAUCGAAAACGAAUUUUAGAUCUGCUGUAACUUAUAUUUCUCGCCCUUCUCGAAUUCGAUCUAUCGUUAUCGAAGAAGUAAUAUUAACGGAGCACCGAAACGCAUUUCGUCGAUAACUAAUAUUUUCCGAAAUUUUAUCAGUAUCACGGUACUUUUAGUUUUAUAUAUAUAUAUAUAUUAUAUAUAUAUAAAAAAAAACAAAUAUAUAUUAUAAAUACAUAAAUAUAUCUAUAUAUGUAUAAUCCGCGCCGUGCGAGAAAAGAGCAUAUUAUAAAACGAAAAAAGAACGAAGCAGCGGGAUUUCGAAGCCUCUGUCUCAGGCGGGAAAAGAGAUAAACAAGCGAAAGGGAAGACCGCCAGAAGUCAUGUAAUAUCAUCGCGAGACCGCGUAUCUCGAUCGUCGACACCAAUAGCCGAAACUAAUAACUACUAUACCGAUAAUAUUCGCCAAGCGUGCUAAAUACCACUGUCAUGUUUUGUGUAAACAGAGAAUUGUACGGUGUAAAAAAUUCACAGUUGACGACGACGAUAGCGAGCGUACGAAAACGCGUUAUAUUUAGGGCAAAGAGAGAGAGAGAGAGAGAGAGGACCUAACUUCGAAGGCGAUUUCCUUUCGCGACGAACGAUUUCUGCCAAAAUGCGCGUGAAAAGCGAGAGAGCAGCAGUCUCGAGGAUUAACACGGUGCUUCCUUCUUUUCCUUUAUCUCUCUUUUAUCAAGACCCUGAAACGCUCGAGAUUCUUGGAAAAAGAAUUUCCGCAGACUAAACUCCAACUCUUUGAGGCUUUCGAGCGUGACGUGUAUCAUUAUGUAUGGACAUUCCACGAGUUGUUGCGUCCCCAUCGUGAAUCGUGCCCCGAGACGAACGAAAUACUUCCUAAAUGCGACUAGAAACUACUCUGAAACACACGUGUUAACGUUUCUGGGGAAACACGAAAGAAACAAAAUGGCUGAACACCGUGCUGAUCCUCGCCACACACGUUCGAUCCGCGCGGACGAAUCGAGCCGAGCCGUGAGACGUAACGAUCGACAAAUUCACGUUUCGUGGAGGCGCUCGGUUUCACGCGGAUCCUGCGGUUACGGCGACAUUUACUGCAUAUUCAUAUUAAUAUCUCUUUGUACAUAUCCCUUAAUGACUUUUAAAUAUUAUUAAUUAAUCUCGAACGUUCUCUCGAAACAGGCGUUCAAUAAUGGCGAGCGUUGUGUCCAACAGCAUUUCGAAAAUAUAUAUAUAUAUAUCGAUCUCGAAUAAGAAUGAGAUUCGAUCGUAUCUCGAGCGUAGAAGGAAAGAAAAUGAACGAAACUGGCAGGGAAAAAAACGAUGCUAUUUCCAUUUCCCCAUUCUCAUUCUCACGUACGUACCGAGAGAGCUCUCCUCUCCUUGCAAAUCGAUCGAUCGUUUCUUGCGUUUCUUUUUCCCCGUUUCCCCCGAAACGAUCUUCCUUUCUUUCCCCUUUGUUCGUUUUUCUUUUCAUUUUUCGCAAACUUCGGCGGUUCGAGGGUUCAUUCCAGUAAGCAUUUACUUUGUCGCCGAUCGCGUUUUCGUUUUCCUCUUCGAGAAUUCACGGCGUCACGCAACGGGAGACAAAUUUCAACAGAUCGACGAGUCAGAUUGAAAGAUUACCUCCAAUAACGAACGUAAUUUGAUCUUUUAAAAAAAAAAAAAAAAGAUUCUUUAACAGAAAUUUCAAAGUGAAGCGAAUGUUGAACUUGGUUUGAGGGAGCAGAAUCAGCAAAAAAACAUUCUGAGAAACGUACGAAAUUCAUUCGAGAGUAAUACGGCGAGAGAGACAAUAUGGCGGUCAUUAAGUCUUGGACCAAGUCUUGAAUUGCCGAAGCUCGAGCCCUCUUCCUUCUUCCUUUAAUUUUAAAACGAAAAAGGUCCACCUUGUCGUAGAAUUUGUGUAAACGCGAGCGUGUGCGAGUAUGUUGUACUGAGACAGAGAGAGAGAGAGAGAGAAAACGUGUAGAAAAAGCCUUUGAACUUUCUUCUUCCGCGAGCUCUGUCGCCCUCCCCCUUCCCUCCCCUUCGCUCCACCCUUCGAUGACUUCUUUUACUUUUUAUUUAAUGCCCCUUGCGUUCUCUUCUGUUGAUUUUAAUUAUUUAUAUUAACUCGAGAGUGCGACUGUUCGUCGCGGUCGGCAGAGACACGAGCAACAAGGAAACAAACGUAGAAACAUGGAAAAAGAAACAGAAAACCUUUUGUAUUUAAUUUGUUUAAUAAAAAAAAAAAAAAAAAAAAAUCAUGGAUCAUAGUACAACAUUCCCGUGUGGAUUUUUGGUUCCGCGGACGGAAAUCAAACUCCUCUCACCCUCGUUUCUUUCUUUUCUUCGUUUCGUUUUCAUUUGGAAAAUGUCCAAACGUCUCAUUCACCUUUGAUCCUCCACCUUCGUCCUCUCUGACCCGUUGUUCAUUUCCUCGCGACGAACACGACACGAGGACAAAACGAAAGUUAACCCUCGGAAGCGGUUAUUUCGAGGGAAGUCACGAGUGAAGUUUCACGAAGCCAGUGUAACAAUAUUUUUGUUCUAUUCUCGGUAAUCGAACAAACGCAGCGAUAAGAAGGCAGCUCCGAUACUUUUCAAUUACUGGAAAGUUGUGAGAAAUCUACUUACGAAUUUUAUAGGAAAACGUUCCGAAAUGAUUCUUCUGAAUCAUUUUCAGUAUUUAAAUUACCGAUAUAUAAAAAUUUGCGAGAAAUCUGCCUCUGAAUUUGUAGGAAAAAAAAAGUUCUAAAAUGAUUCUGGUUUACUUAAAUCUCACAGAAAAAUAGCAUUGUCUACUUGCUGCUUUUACUUCCAUUAUAUUCGACGCAGGACGAAGGUUCUUUUUCCACACACAUAAUAAAAUAAAAAUAUUCUCGGGUUGAAAUUUUACUCAUGACAAACCCUCACCGAGGGUUGAAGACGAGACGAAACACCUACAAAAGAAACGAACAAAAAGAAAAAAAAGUAAAUAAACCAACAAAUUAAGAAAAGAGAGAGAGAAAAAGAGCGAAGAGGAAGAAAAAAUAGUCGACACGAGCGACAGAAAGAGAAGCUCGAGAACAAAGAACAAAGUAGCAAGAUCGUAGCAAGGUGGACGCGUGAAACGCGCCCCGAUCCUUCCCGCGAUUUUUCACUUUGUUUCCCUCUUUCGACCGAUCUCUGCGUACGGUAUACGGUUUAUAUCGGCGAGAGAAAAUGAACCGUGCGAAAUCGAGCGCGGAAGCAUCGAACUUUUUCCACUGAACGCCACUGACAAUGAGAGUUUCGCCUUAGAGAUGCGCAAACCUCGGGCGAGAACGCAACAAAGGGGCGAGGGGGUGCGGAAUUAAAUUUGCACGAUCGAGACACACGCGCCACCAGCGGGGCGACGACCACUGUAAUCGGUUUUUUUCGAUUCUUUGCUCUAAGGCUGAAAAGCGUUCCAACUCUUUAUUUGGCGACCGAUCGAAACGAUCGAGGGCAAAUUGCUCGUUCAUCGGUCGAAUCGAUGAUGCUUUUCUCCUCGCACUCUCUUCAACUGUUGUUCAACUGUUCCUGUCAUAGAUAAAGGGCAAAAUGAUUUAUUUACGAAGGGUUCUUUUUUUCUUUUUUUCUUUUUUUUUUUUUACCGUGUCGAUAUUUAUUGUCAAACGUGUUUCAAAUUAAUUUAUGGAAUUUCAUUUUAGCGCUGUGAGAGCUAAGCUUCGAGCAAAAGCUGUUGACGAAGGAAAAGGAAACGAGGUAAAUGGAUAUGCAAACGUAAAAGUUACGAUAAGAUUUCUCGAUCGUUGAGGAAUUUGAAAACUCGUGGCUCUUCAAGUUUUCGGUCGAGGUGUAUUUCUAAAAUUCGA
Messenger RNA from Frieseomelitta varia, 11168 nucleotides. RefSeq names its product rap guanine nucleotide exchange factor 2 (gene PDZ-GEF). The coding region runs from base 1152 to 5396 and encodes 1414 amino acids. Gene Ontology annotation, biological process: positive regulation of GTPase activity; Ras protein signal transduction. The record is from RefSeq and is a predicted model, not a curated record. Gene Ontology annotation, molecular function: guanyl-nucleotide exchange factor activity; protein binding. Gene Ontology annotation, cellular component: plasma membrane; apical plasma membrane. Lineage: Eukaryota; Metazoa; Arthropoda; Insecta; Hymenoptera; Apidae. The transcript has 18 exons.